Molecule: messenger RNA, 952 nt
Organism: Marasmius oreades (fairy-ring Marasmius)
Lineage: Eukaryota; Fungi; Basidiomycota; Agaricomycetes; Agaricales; Marasmiaceae
Exons: 8
Coding region: 2-868 (288 amino acids)
Biological process (GO): defense response
Cellular component (GO): extracellular region
Source: RefSeq, a predicted model, not a curated record
CAUGGUUUCAUGUCUCACUCCACGUGGAUACGAUACAAUUACUUUUAACCCGUUGAAUGGCCCAGAAAUCCUCUCUUCACGCAACUACGAUCCCUUUUGCAUUUGGCUCUUAAUGCUCUGGGCGGUGCUCUUCAGUUUCGCGGUGCUUUGGGAAUUUGGGGCAGUAGAAAGUCGGUUUAUUACAGUGAAGAAUAACUGUGCUUAUACUAUCUGGCCUGCGAUAUACUCAGACCCUAACGUUGGCGGAAAAGUUCAACUAGAUCAACCAACAGGAUGGGAGGCCCCAGCAGGCUCAGGCGUCACGUUCACUGUCCCGUCCAACUGGACGACUGGGAGAAUAUGGGGCCGUAGAGAAUGUAAUUUCGCUGGUAACAAUCAGAAUUCUUCUGGGUCGUGCAUCAGUAGUGGUUGUCCAGGCGGUCUAGAAUGCACAUCACCGGGAGUACCUCCAACGACAAACGCCGAGUUCUCAUUCACCACGCAAGGAGAUUUUUACGAUGUAUCUAUGGUUGAUGGGUUCAAUCUUCCCAUACAAAUCACUAACAACCAGAAAUGCCCUGUCGCCUCGUGUCCGGUCGAUCUGAAUGCAGCUUGUCCCACCCAGCUCAAAGGUGCGACUACUCAAGCCGGCUCUAUCGCCUCUUGCAAGAGUUCGUGCCUUGCCAAUCUGGAUGGUAAACAAAGCGACUCGUCCAACUGUUGUACUGGUAGUAGUAACACUCCAAAUUCGUGUUCACAAGCAGGUGUUCAGUUUUUUGAUUAUUUCAAAGGAAGAUGCCCGAAUGGGUACGCAUAUCCUUACGACGACAGCGCCUUGGUGAAGUGUGGUGCCUCCAACACAGACUAUACUGUAACCUUUUGUCCUUAAACCCACGACCAAAUAUACCGUUGUCCAAUCUGACUCCACAUGUGAGAGUUGUCAUGAUGCGGUCGAGUUUCAAGGGUUUUUCGU